Messenger RNA from Megalobrama amblycephala (Wuchang bream), 4093 nucleotides. RefSeq names its product oxysterol binding protein-like 2a (gene osbpl2a). Gene Ontology annotation, cellular component: membrane; cytosol; intracellular membrane-bounded organelle. The record is from RefSeq and is a predicted model, not a curated record. The transcript has 14 exons. The coding region runs from base 220 to 1620 and encodes 466 amino acids. NCBI's taxonomy places the organism in Eukaryota, Metazoa, Chordata, Actinopteri, Cypriniformes, Xenocyprididae. Gene Ontology annotation, molecular function: cholesterol binding.
CCGCCCCUCUGCGUUUGGACCCCUUCCUUAACCCUCCAAUCCAGUUUGUCCUCCCGUCCUGGCGAAAUGUAUCCGCCCUACUGUCAGUCUUCCCAAACUGGGCGCUUGUUUUCUGUCCCACCGGAGAAAGGAGCGAUCCAGCUUUACGUUGUUGAAAGAACACAUUCAAGCUGUGAAACGAUGCCUUCUGAUUGACAUCAACAGCAACAACUGUCCAUCAUGAACAGCGAGGAAGAGUUCUAUGAUGCUGAGACAGGUUUGGAAUCAGACGACUCGUGUGAAGUCAGCUUUAAAGAUGCCUGCGUCUAUGCGAGCAAGCAGACGGUGAAUGGCAAAGUGCCGUCUGAGAAUGGAGUGUGGGAGAGGCGAACUACUCUUCCAGCGCCCAUGUUCUCCAGAAAUGACUUCAGUGUAUGGGGCUUCCUGAAGAAAUGCAUUGGAAUGGAGCUGUCCAAGAUAACAAUGCCUAUUGUUUUCAACGAACCGCUGAGCUUCUUGCAGAGGAUUACAGAGUACAUGGAACAUACAUACCUCAUCCAUAAAGCUUGUACACAUUCUGACUCUAUAGAGCGUAUGCAGCUUGUUGCCGCGUUCGCCGUAUCUGCAGUUGCAUCGCAAUGGGAUAGAACUGGAAAACCUUUUAACCCUUUAUUAGGAGAGACGUUUGAGCUUACAAGGAAUGAGGGUUACCGUAUGAUCUCAGAACAGGUGAGCCACCAUCCACCAAUCAGCGCCUUUUAUGCAGAGUCACUCAAUCAGGACUUCUCGUUUCACGGCUCCAUCUACCCUAAACUGAAAUUCUGGGGGAAGAGUGUGGAGGCGGAGCCUAAAGGCACCAUGACACUUGAGCUGUCCAAGCACAGAGAAGCUUACACAUGGACAAACCCUAUGUGCUGUGUGCAUAAUGUUAUUCUGGGUAAACUGUGGAUUGAGCAGUAUGGGACAGUGGAGAUUGUCAACCACAGCACCGGGGACAAGUGUGUGCUGAAUUUUAAGCCAUGCGGCAUGUUUGGCAAAGAGCUGCAUAGGGUUGAGGGACAUAUCCAGGACAAGAGUAAAAAGAAGCAUCAUGUUAUCUACGGAAAGUGGACAGAGUGCGUAUAUAGCAUUGAGCCAAAAGUCUACGAAGCCAACAAGAAAGCAGAGAAGAAAAGUGGAGGAGAUUCCAAGAAACACAAGCAGGAACAGGGUACAGGGGGUGAUGAUGCAGAUGAAAUGCCAGAUGUCCAGGAGACAGUCACUAUGAUCCCAGGCAGUACUCUGCUGUGGAGAGUAGCCCCUCGACCGCCACACUCGACACAGAUGUAUAAUUUUACUAACUUCGCAAUGACGCUUAAUGAACUGGAGCCUGGCAUGAUUGGAGUCGUAGCACCAACAGACUGUCGCCUGCGGCCGGACAUCAGAGCUAUGGAGAAUGGGGAUAUAGAUACUGCAAGUCGAGAGAAAGAGAGAUUGGAAGAGAAGCAGAGAGCUGCCAGAAGAGAGCGUGCUAAAGAUGAGGAAGAAUGGUCUACGAGAUGGUUCCAGCAAGGCAAUAAUCCGUACACUGGGGCUGCGGACUGGAUCUUCAAGGGCGGUUACUUUGACAGGAAGUACUCUGACCUUCCAGACAUCUACUGAUUCAGUUGGGAAGACUGAAAGAGGCUUGAGAUUCAUCCUUUGCUCUCCUUCAUUCAAUCCAUAUCAUCUCCUCUCCUUAAGCUCUUUUCAAUUUUCCCUUUUUCCUUUGUCGGAAUGUGAGAUUCAAGUGAACAGUUUUUGGACAAAGCCUCUCCACAAGUUCCGCUUUUCACUAGAAUCUGGAAAUUCAGCGUGAAUUAAUUUAUUUAUUUUGAGAGGUAGGGAAUGCCUUAAAUUAUUCACUUUUUUGAUGUUAGAUUUUGAGUUCAACAUUCUGUGCAAACCUGAAUAGGUUUAGAAAUUGCUAGUUUAUGUAUGUGCUAACCUACCUUUCCAUGUGUCUCGCUAGUUACACUCAGGUAUUCAUUUUAUGGGUACAAGCGGUUAGUGAAGGCAUCAUUUGCAGUGCCAUCUGUGAAGAUAGCCAAUGUUUGUGUGAUUAUUGAAUUGUGGGGCUGCUCAGAACCUAUUAGAAGAGCUUCAUUUGUGUUUUUGUUAAAACUAAUGUUAUUUUAUCUCUUAUUAUAUGCUUUUUUCCUCAUCUCAGAAAUGCUUUGGUAUGCAUGAUGUGCAGGAACUUCAUAGGUAUUCUGCCUGAUUUUCAGUACCUGAGAAGGAAAAGGAGUUUAUUUUUCAGAAUCAUCCCAUCUGUGUUCAGAAAUCACGGUUGCAUCUCAUUGAUGAGGCCGUUUUCUCACCAUCUCCAUGGUACAGGGGAGUUUACUAAAGCUAAUUUUUCUCAUUCCUCAUUUUAGAUCUGUUUUGUUUUUGUUCAACAGACAAAAAUGAAAGCUGCUUAUGAAAAAUGUUUACUUGGUAGUAAAAAAAAAAAAAAAAAAGUUUUUUAAUUGUUAAAAGCUCUUAUAAAAAAAAACAAAAAACCUAUUACAUCCUGGCAUUGAUAUUUUGAGUGUGUUUAUGGUUGCCAAAGCCACUUUUCUCUUGUAGAAACUAAAGCCAUAUAACUCGUCAGGACUGCAAAUGUUGAGCGAUCCAGCCUGGUGAAUGAAAUGGAGAUGGGUGCUAAUCUGUUUCUUUUGAUUUCAUCACUUCAUGGCUCACGAAUGUCAAGGUGCUUCAUCUUAGCCCACAUAUACGCUCACAUGUACCAAAAAUGCUCAGAAUGUGCUUCACUGCUCACAAGCUUUUUGCCAUACAGCAAGCUUCAUUCUGCAAGGACUAAUUUUUUUCCACACAUAGAAAGACACCACUGUAUUUUAUUUUCGAAACUUUAAACAAUACUGUGAUUUUUUUUUUUUUUUUUUUUUUUUUUUUUUUUUUUUUAACACUCACAAAUUUCAGAAGCUAUGCAAACAUUGAUGGGAAUGUCUUGUCUGUCUAUGAAUUGUACAAUUUUAUGUGUCAAUAAGCUUCACUGUUUAUAUAAGAACACUUUGGUUGGCCUAGUUCAAAGGUAUCAAGCAUGCUAGUACUUUUGCUGAUGGUUUUACACGCUUUUGUUGGCUGUUUUGCACAGCCUAAAGUGGGGCUGAUGUGUGGUUUGAUGGAGACACAGGUGUAUGUAACUGCAGUGAUUAAUAGCUCUCUUAUCUAAAUAUUAGAAUUGAUUAUCAUCUACACUUAAUGGGAGUUCAUCAUUUAUUGUGUAGCACAAGAAUAUUUAUCUUUAACAUGUUCCAUGUAGUGCGUACAAUUCUAAAAGCCAAGCUUUGGGCCGUGGCAUACUUUAACGGAAAUUUAAUUCCCUAUUUUAUACAAUAUAUUGUGGCAUGUCUAAACAUAAAUGAUUUAAUCUCACUUACUAGCAGUUAGAAAUAUCAGUGUAUUAUCCCACCAGCUGCUAACUUAAUGGCUUUAAAUGUCCUUUAAAUCUUGAGACAUUAAAAACAACUUAUCCCCAAUUGUCUCAUGAUUUUGUGCCAUCUUAAUCCUGUAGCAAUCACACGAGGUUAAUGUACAAGUAAACCUGGUCACACUGAAUGCAACUAUGUAAAGCAAGCAUACACUCAGAAAUGUCAAUUUUAAGGAAUUCUGUGUGUGUGCUUGUUAAACUGUUUAUAUUGGUCAUGACACUAGGGAUUGGCUGUUUCUGUUGUGAAACUCGAUAUUUCACAGAUAGAAGCCUGAAUUAUACCACUUUGGUGCUAUGAUGGCUUUACAUAAUUGUACAUGACGUAUUGUGACUUUUUACUACAUUUGUAUAGAUCACGUGAAAUGCACUUAAAUUGUCGAAUGGAUCUGCUUAUUUGUAAAAUAGCAAUAUUAACGAUAUAUGUGAGACCUCACUAAUUAAAGAAAUUUCAGUUUGCUCUUUUGUGUCUCAAGGGACAAGCAUCAGUUUGGAAUUUUUGACAAACCAUUUGGGAGAAGCUUUAGCUUCCUUCAUAUGUAAGAUGGUGAGAACAUUUGUGAAUUAUAUCUGUUGUUCUGCAUUGACCUAAAAUGUGAACUGAACUUUAUCAAAGUCAAUGUCAUUGAUAAAGAGGAUCUAAUUAAACACAUAACAGAAAAA